This is a messenger RNA of Salvelinus namaycush (lake trout), 450 nucleotides long. Its product is annotated as coiled-coil domain-containing protein 105-like. Bases 100 to 402 code for a protein of 100 amino acids. Lineage: Eukaryota; Metazoa; Chordata; Actinopteri; Salmoniformes; Salmonidae. The transcript has 2 exons. The record is from RefSeq and is a predicted model, not a curated record.
UGGUGUCUGUAUCUGUGCUUAUUUGGUAAAGAAAGAGCCACUAAUAUUGGUGUAAUAAUGUUGUAGUGGGUGACUUCACUACUCCACCCCUAACUUAUUAUGUUGUCAUGUGUUUUCCAGGGCCCUGAGUACAGUGGGGAUAUACUUUCCAGAGAGAAACUGAACAGGCCUAUAGUAAACGUUUACCACAGACACCCUGGGACCCAGUCACCUGAGGCUGCUCAUCUCAUACAGGGUAGUUCUGUGUUGAGACGCUGCCUGCUGUCCUCUAAAGAGGAGCUCUCCAGGCUGCAGGGCACAUGUCUGCAGCUGGUGGACAACCUGCACGGCAAGAGGGCCGCAGAGCAGGUGGACUCUGCUGUGUUCAGGCUGCGCACUUUCCUCCAACAGGGAUUGUACUAAACUCAUUAUGUAGUGCAUGACUCAAUUCAUCUUUCUUCAAUGUUUCCU